Molecule: messenger RNA, 3387 nt
Organism: Labeo rohita (rohu)
Lineage: Eukaryota; Metazoa; Chordata; Actinopteri; Cypriniformes; Cyprinidae
Gene: tmem175
Product: transmembrane protein 175
Exons: 10
Coding region: 86-1648 (520 amino acids)
Cellular component (GO): endosome; lysosome
Molecular function (GO): proton channel activity; potassium ion leak channel activity
Source: RefSeq, a predicted model, not a curated record
UGAUAUUGUGUCAUCGGUGUUUGCAAACAAAACUACUGUGGCUUCAUGCCUGCGCCGUCCACUGACACCACACACCGCCGCGGUCAUGGGAGAAAAUGGUGAAAGCGAAAUAAUUGAGCACCACGAUGACGAAGAAAUGGAGAAGAUCCGGACGCCGAGGAAUCACUCGCAUUCCUUUCUGGAAAGCGUCACGUCGUCGGAUAAGGACGGAUACAGCAGCACGCAGUCAUCACAUCGCCUGCUUGCCUAUAGUGAUGCGCUCAUCUCCAUCAUUGCCACUGUAAUGAUAUUGCCUGUUGCACAUACGAAAUUUCAAGAUAAUGAGGAACUGAAACAGAGUAUUCAGGCUUUGCUCACCACCAAGGUUGCUGUCUACUUGAUGACUUUUUUGAUCGUCACUGUUGCUUGGGCUGCACAUAUCCGGUUGUUUCAAGUCAUUGAGCGCAUUGACGACACUCUUGCGCUGCUUAACCUGGCAUGUAUGAUGCUUAUAACCUUUCUACCAUACACAUUCUCUCUCAUGGCAACGUUCCCUAAUAAUAUUUUGGGCAUCCUUCUCUUCUGUGCUUGUGUCAUGGUGAUUGGUUUAAUUCAGGCCUUGAUCGUCUUGUAUGGAUUCGGUCGUCCUUUCCUCCUCAAUGAUCAGAUCCAAAUGUCUGAGAAUCAGGCUUAUUACAAGCGACGCAUCCUUGAAGUCAUCAUGAGAGUUCCUAUCAUGUGCUUGUUUGCCAGUAUCUUUUCAGUCAUCUAUAUCCCACUGUCCUACAUCAUUUUGGCUAUUGUCAUAUUCCUGCCUUACAUCUCUCAGUGUUUAAAAUGGAUCCGGAGUAAAGCCAUCGGUGGUCAGGUGGAAGACAGCCCAGAUUCUGUGCCCUUCUACACCUACCACCCAAGUGAACCUUUGAGUAAAGAGCGAGUGGAGGCCUUCAGCGAUGGGGUGUAUGCAAUCGUAGCCACGCUGCUCAUCUUAGACAUUUGUGAAGACAACGUGCCUGAUCCGUCUGUGGUAAAGAAGGAGUUUGACGAUAACCUCAUCAUUGCGCUUCAGGAGUACGGCCCCGAGUACCUGGCCUACUUCGGUUCCUUCGCCACCGUCGGCCUGCUGUGGUUCGUUCAUCACUCUCUCUUCCUGCAUGUGACAAAGGCCACUCGCCUCAUGGGCCUAUUCAACACAUUCUCCCUGGCUUUUGUAGGCGGCCUGCCGCUCGCCUACCAGCUCACACAUGAAUUUCCCAGAGGCUCCCGCAACGAGCUGGAGGCCGUGCAGAUCAGCUGCGUCAUUAUUUUCUUCGCCGGUCUGUUCCAGCUAGCAAUGUGGGUAACGGCGCUUUUUACAGAGCGUGAGACUUUGCAUCCAUAUGUGCGCUACGGCGGUCGAGAACACGCCUUUAUGUUAGCCAAGCUCUCCCUCUACCCCUGCGUGGCUCUCGGGGCAUUCGUUUUCACCUGCGUCCUGAGCCGCUUCAGCACGUCUAUCUUUCACAUGAUGGAGAUUGGCGUGCCGUUUGCUUUUCUUAUUCUGAGGCUGGUGGUUCGUGUGGCGCUGGCGAUCAUCAGAUGGCUCUUUUGUCCUGUGAGGAACGAUUUGGACAGUGUUCCAGUAGAGGACGAGGACUUACAGCUGCCCAUUAAUGAUAUAGUGACUUAGCAGGGAACGGAGAGGAACGCCUCAAUGUUUGACCUAAAAUUAAGGUUAGGCUAGAUUCCCAGCGCUAUUGUUUAUGAUUAAUACUGCAGCUGACAGCUUUGUGCUGCAGAAGACGUCCAUAUCGGUCAAAUCUCUCAUUUAGUGUAAUCGACUGUGGAAGUGAUUGAUGAAUGUUGAGUCUUCAAUGUCAUAGCAGUGGGCAGGAGAACCAGAGUUUUUUUCUCCUUACAGAAAUGCACAAAAAAGUUUUUUUUAGCAUCUUAAUGUUUUUAUUAGCAUGUUAAAACAUUGUUUUUAUGUUCAGAUUUUAAUGUGAAUUAAUUACAUAGAGGUUUUCACUAAUUUCAAACAAUAAGAACUACAAAAGUUUUUUUUAGAUUAUGUUUAGUUAUGUUGGUUUUAGUUUUACAUUAUUUUGACUUUUGCACUAAAAAGGGAUAGUUCACUCAAAAAUGAAAACUCUGUCAUUAAUUACUCACCCUCAUGUCGUUCCAAACCCGUAAGGCUUUUGUUCAUCUUUGGAACACAAAAAGAUAUUUUUGAUGAAAUCCAAGAGCUCUCUGACCCUGCAUAGACAGCAAUGCAACUGACACGUUCAAGGCCCAGAAAGGUAUUAAGGACAUUGUUAAAAUAGUCCAUGUGACAUUAGUGGUUCAACCUUAACUUUAUGAAGCUACAUAAAUACUUUUUGUGUGCAAAGAAAACAAAAAUAACGACUUUAUCCAACAAUUUCUUCUCAUCACUGUCAGUCUUCGACAGUGUUGCCAAGUCCCACGGAAUUAGGCUACUUUAACACUUUUGCUGUGGGUGGUUUUCCAUGUCCGUGGGUUUAAGCGACCCCAAUAGCAUAAUAUUUACCCCCCAGAACGUGAUUUUUAAUAGGAGACCCAGGGGCUACUUUUGGGCUAGUUUAGAGUAGCAAUUGGGUGGGUUUUGUUGUGAAAACCUGGCAACCCUGGUCUUUGACACAUGUUCAUGACAGUACCACACUCACAAAAAGUAUUCUUUUAACUUCAUAACAUUACGAUUGAACCACUGAUGUCACAUGGACUAUUUUAACCAUUUUAACAAUGUGUCAGCUGUGUUGCUAUCUGUGCAGGGUCAAAAAGCUCUCAGACUUCAAAAAUAUCUUAAUUUGAGUUCAGAAGAUGAACGAAGGUCUUUGAAAACAUGAGGGUGAGUAAUUAAUGAUAGAAUUGUCAUUUUUGGGUGAACUAUCCCUUAAGUUUUUUUUUUUUUUUUUCGUAAGGAGCUGCAAUUUAAGUUUUGGGAUGUUCCAGUGGAGGAAAUCUUUCAUAUAACUACAUAAAUGUCUGAAUGCUUUCUCCAGGUUUUUGUAAUGCUCUACAUAAAUCUACUCAUUUCAUGCGACAAUGAAACUAGUGAUGCACCUUAGAUUAAAUAAUGACGUCACUGUUGCACUUACAGUCUGAUUGGAAUGGAGCAUGUAGAGAUAAUCAAGAUUCAUAAGCCAUUAUGAUUGUGUUUGUGGCAUUUGAGAUUGUUUUGUUAGUAUUUCAUCUAAAUGUUAUUACCAUACUAUAAGAUGUUAUACGUAAAGUGCACUUGUCAAACAUUUUAAUUGUCAUCCUAAGUUCUUGAUUUUUUCACAUUAAGUGUUUUAAUAGUCUGCCUUUUUUUUUGGGAACUACUGUAGAUGUGUCCAUUCAAAUGUUACUGUUUAACAACAAACAAAGAUACAAUUUUGAGAAUAAACUCAAAUGCUGCUUGCAGAAGUA